AUGGUGCUGAUAUCGGCUAGACGACCUGUGUUAGUUUCAAGUCAGUUGAUUGAUGCCCAGGAAAAUGGUCAUUCUCUCCAGGUAAUGCGCUGGGGUUUGAUUCCAGCAUUUGUCCCUGGUGAUGAAAGUUUUAAAUUUCGUACCUUCAAUGCUCGUAUCGAAUCACUUCUGGAGAAGCAAACGUACAAACUUUCAAUGAAAGCAUGUAAACGAUGUGUAGUUGUUGCUCAAGGAUUUUAUGAGUGGAAAACGAUAAGAGCCGAAAAACAACCAUUUUAUUUCCGCCCUUCAGACCCAGAAAAGCUACUUAUGAUGGCAGGCUUAUUUGCUUAUAAUCAUGAGAAGCAAAUGUAUUCAUACACAAUAAUAACUACAAGUUCAAAAGGUAUUGUUGCGGAUGUGCACACAAGAAUGCCUGUUAUUUUAGAGAAUGACGAUGACAUAUGUGAAUGGUUGGACACGACUGAAUGUAAUCCUAAACAGGUAUAUGACUUUCUGGUUAACAUCGCAAACAACCUGGGAAAUGUAUCAGUCGUUAAAUAUCCAGUCACACCUCAAGUGAAUAAUUCAACAUACAAUCGACCCGAUUGCAUUGAACCCAUCAAACAAAAAGAAUACAAACCAACUGCAAAAAAACGCGGCUGUUCAAGCAUAACGGAUUUUUUUAAGCAAUCAGAUGAUAACGAUGAGUCCAAAGCUCAAAAGAAAAACAAACGAGAUCCAGAUUCGAAAACAACCAAUAAAAUAAAGAAAGAGGAGUCUAGUCAGUAA
This is a messenger RNA of Trichobilharzia szidati, 771 nucleotides long. The record is from the annotation of a GenBank genome assembly. Lineage: Eukaryota; Metazoa; Platyhelminthes; Trematoda; Strigeidida; Schistosomatidae.